GAACACUGGUCAACCAUGAUAAGGCGCUUUUGUGGGGUGACCUUGACUACUGCAGCAGCUCUGUACAGAGCAAAGGUUUCACACUUGUUGGAUGAGGAAAGCCCUGCCUCACAAAGUUACCAGCCUCCAGCAGCAGCAGCAACAGCAGCAGAAGUCAUAGUCCCAAGAGCCCCAGAAGCCAUGUCUAAGGAACAUGAUGCCUUCAUCCAGACCCAGCAGCUGCAUGCUGCCUUUGCAGACACAUUCCUGGAACACAUGUGCCGCCUGGACAUUGAUUCUCCCCCAAUCACUGCCAGAAACACUGGCAUCAUCUGCACAAUUGGCCCGGCUUCCCGUUCAGUUGAAAUGUUGAGAGAAAUGAUUAAAUCUGGAAUGAAUGUUGCCCGUCUCAACUUCUCUCAUGGAACUCAUGAGUACCAUGCAGGAACAAUCAAGAAUGUACGAGAAGCUACCGAGAGCUUUGCUUCUGAUCCAAUUUCAUACAGACCUGUUGCUAUUGCACUGGAUACUAAGGGACCUGAAAUCAGAACUGGACUCAUCAAGGGAAGUGGUACAGCAGAAGUGGAGCUCAAGAAGGGUGCAACUCUGAAACUUACUCUGGAUAAUGCUUUCAUGGAGAAUUGUGAUGAAAAUGUCCUAUGGGUGGACUACAAAAAUAUUACCAAGGUUGUGGAGAUUGGCAGCAAAAUCUAUGUGGAUGAUGGCCUUAUUUCCCUGCAGGUUAAGGAAAAAGGUGCUGACUUCCUCAUCACAGAAAUUGAAAAUGGUGGUAUGUUAGGCAGCAAGAAGGGUAUCAACCUGCCAGGCGCUGCAGUAGACCUUCCAGCUGUUUCUGAAAAGGACAUCCAGGAUCUGCAAUUUGGUGUAGAGCAAGGUGUCGACAUGGUGUUUGCUUCCUUCAUCCGUAAGGCAGCCGAUGUUCAUGCUGUCAGGAAGGUGCUGGGGGAAAAGGGAAAGAACAUCAAGAUCAUUAGCAAGAUUGAAAACCACGAGGGAGUGCGCAGAUUUGAUGAGGUUAUGGAGGCUAGUGAUGGCAUCAUGGUGGCUCGUGGUGACCUUGGUAUUGAGAUUCCUACUGAAAAGGUCUUCCUUGCCCAGAAAAUGAUGAUUGGUCGAUGCAACAGAGCUGGCAAGCCAAUCAUCUGUGCCACUCAGAUGCUGGAGAGCAUGAUUAAGAAGCCACGCCCAACCCGAGCCGAGGGGAGUGAUGUGGCUAAUGCUGUUUUGGAUGGAGCUGACUGUAUCAUGCUCUCCGGAGAGACCGCCAAAGGAGACUAUCCACUGGAAGCUGUUCGGAUGCAGCAUCUUAUUGCUCGGGAGGCUGAGGCUGCAAUCUAUCACCGCCAGCUGUUUGAAGAACUUUUCCGCCUCACUGUUAACAUCAGGGACCCUCUUGAUGCCAUUGCUGUAGGCGCUGUGGAGGCCUCUUUUAAGUGCUUAGCUGCAGCUGUGAUAGUUUUGACAGAGUCCGGCAGGUCUGCCCACUUGGUAUCAAGAUACCGCCCGCGUGCUCCCAUUAUUGCUGUGACCCGUGAUUCUCAGACAGCCCGCCAGGCCCACCUCUAUCGCGGCAUUUUCCCUGUGCUGUGCAAGGAGCCAACACAUGACUCCUGGGCUGAGGAUGUUGAUCUACGAGUGAAUAUGGGCAUGGAUGUUGGCAAAGCCCGUGGCUUCUUCAAGACUGGCGACAUGGUCAUCGUGCUUACAGGGUGGCGCCCUGGGUCUGGCUACACCAACACCAUGCGAGUGGUGCCCGUCCCAUAAACACCUGCCCGGCCACCUCAUCCCUCUCCUAUCUCAAGCACCUUCCCCUUGCAUUUAGAUCAGCAGUUGCUUGCGAUAUUGUCCUUGUCUGUAGAGGCUGCCAAAAACCACCAAGUGCAGUAACUGGGGGAAGAGAGUUAAAUCUUAGAAAUACUUGAAAUAGUUCUCUGAUAAGCAGAACCUUUUCCUUUCCCCCCUUCUCAGGCUCCCCUGCCUUAUUUGUCCAGAGUCAGCGUAAGAUUGUCUAGCAUGACAACUAGGGCUGCCCCAGGUCUUUCCUGCCGAUCUUUCCGUGGUGCAGGAAAACCAGGCUCCUGGUAUGUCUGACUGAUCUAGAGUGUGCAGGGCUUGCUGUCGUACCUGUCUCACUUCUCUCACCCAAAGUCCUUUAUUCUUUUCUGUAGAUUUAUUUGUACUGUCAGGUCUCUACCCAAACACUCCACUAGUCCAUAGCACUCUAAAUCUUUCAGCAUCUCACUAGUUUUGCUGUGUUGCCGUGAGAAUACAGGGGUUUUUGGUACGCUUUAACAUAAACCAUGACACACAAUCACUUGGAUAUCUAAAUGUACACUCCAGUAGGCCAUGAUAAAAAAAUCUAUACUCACUUGCCCCUAGAAAGGUCCAAAAUACAAAUUCUUUCAAUCUUCUUGCUGUACCUCAUUGCCAGUAUUUGUUGGAAGAGGGUCGUGGAAAUGAGUGUUGACAAAGUGCUUACAAUCUGUUCCAGUUUUGAUAAUCACUGAAAGAAGUUGACUGGGACAGAGAUGGUCCUGGAACUUAAGGGGCUGAGGAAUACUGUCACCAUUGCGAUGCACUCCCCACACCUCAAGCUGCUAAGAGUUGUUUGUGCGCCUGUUGCAGUGUUGUGUUCUGUGUUCCGAUCUGAGUCUUGUUUCCUGAGAGCACUAUCCUCUCUCAAUCUGGAUAAGUGACCUACUGUAACAGGUUGUAGAGUACAACUGUACAUCAAUAAAGCAGAGCUCACUCACA
Molecule: messenger RNA, 2754 nt
Organism: Anolis sagrei ordinatus
Lineage: Eukaryota; Metazoa; Chordata; Lepidosauria; Squamata; Anolidae
Gene: PKM
Product: pyruvate kinase M1/2
Biological process (GO): glycolytic process; cellular response to insulin stimulus
Cellular component (GO): cytoplasm
Molecular function (GO): potassium ion binding; pyruvate kinase activity; magnesium ion binding
Source: RefSeq, a predicted model, not a curated record